AUGUAUCAUACAAAUGAUGAAAAUCGUUUAUCUUAUGAUUGUUUCUAUACUGUUUGGGAUAUGGAUGAAGAAUGGGGGGCAAAAGUACCUUACAUUCGUAAUUAUUAUUUAAUUCCGUACUGUCGACGACCAGAUUAUGAAAUUGAGGAAGAAUAUUCGAAAGAUGUAAAAAUUAAUCCAAAAGAAUUGAAUAUAAAUGGAAACGAUUUAUUAAAUUGGUCAAUACCAAUUGAUAUUGCAGAAGAAUAUGAAAUGAAUAAAAAUGAAAGUAUGAUAUUAAAUUGUUCAUCAGGAUGGUUUGGUAAAGAAUGCCAAUAUACAUUUCCAUGCGAUCAUUCAAUGACUUUUAAUGAAAUUGUUUAUAAAACUUUUGAAGGACGUUAUAAUUCAGAUACAUUAUUAACUAAUGGAACAUGUUAUCGUUUCAUUGACAAUUGUAAUCAAGAAUUAUGGCCAUUUUGUUUAGAUUGGAGAGAGAUUUGUGAUCAGAAAUUUGAUUGUCCAAAUGGUGAAGAUGAAAAAUUUUGUGAAGAAUUAGAAUCUAAUGAAUGUAAUGAAAAUGAAUAUCGUUGUCAUAAUGGUCAAUGUAUUCCUUUAGAAUUUGUAUUAGAAGGUCCAACUAAUACUGAUUGUUUAGAUGGAAGUGAUGAACGUGAUGUUUUCCAAAAUCCAGGUCUUGGUUUACCAACUCAAUAUAAUACGGAUUGUGUUAGUUUUCCAAUAUUUCGAUGUGAAGAACGAACUGCACGAUAUCCUCAAAAAUUUAUAUGUGGAGAUGGUCAAUAUAAUAAUUAUGCAUAUGGAAUCGAUAUUCGAAGUCUUUGUCGAAAUAAUCGAAAUAAACAAAUAUAUGAACAAUUAUUCAAAUCACUUAAUUAUAUUGAAGAUGAAAAUUGUCGAAAUACAUUUGAUUGUCAAAUUCAUUCCGAUUUUAAUACAAGCAAUUGGUGGACCAAUUGA
Messenger RNA from Adineta ricciae, 960 nucleotides. The record is from the annotation of a GenBank genome assembly. NCBI's taxonomy places the organism in Eukaryota, Metazoa, Rotifera, Eurotatoria, Adinetida, Adinetidae.